Acanthoscelides obtectus is the source of this 3197-nucleotide messenger RNA. The record is from the annotation of a GenBank genome assembly. NCBI's taxonomy places the organism in Eukaryota, Metazoa, Arthropoda, Insecta, Coleoptera, Chrysomelidae.
AUCGAACUGCCCUCUUUGACCAGAACAUUUUUAUGAAUGAUUAUUGAUUAAUCAGCAGUUUGCCUGCUACGGAAACUGUAUUAAUUCUUUCUGGAAGUGAUUCAACUGAACAGAAUGGUGAUAAAGAAGCAUAUAAAUAUGGGUGAUACCCAAAAAAGCAAUUGGUAGUAUCUGGUGGUAUACUCGAGUACUAGCAAGUAGUGAGCUGUAGCGCCAGUCAUGAAAGUAGUAGCAGUACCUCAACUGCUGCUACUGACAGCGGCAGCUGUUAGUGCCGCUCCACCACUUUCAAACCAUGAGAGGUCCAUCUGCGCACAUCGUGCUAGUCAAGCUAAUCCGAUGGAACUGAGGCAAGAUGAUCCGGACCGACUGAUCUUGGACUACAGUGAGAACUUGGAUCAUAAUUCAGAUCGCGAACUUAAGUUAGAAGAAAACGGGGAACAACGCUACCACCACAUCAAUAGAGCUGGCUACGUUGGUUUCUUGCAACCGGAUUACAAUGAUGAUCUCUACAAGUACGAAGACAACAGGCCGCUCAGUGUUCCCUGUCAUAAGCACACCGGUCAAACGUUCAACCCAUUCGGCGACCAGGACGGGCCACUUUUUGAGCACGAGAUGGUCCACAAACGGCAGGCUGAAUUUAGCUCAACGAUCGCCAGUUCCCAGCUUGAUGUACUUGAUCCAGUUGACAAGGUAUACGACGCCCCUGUGCCAGAGCUCAAAGGCGGCGUGAGAAAACGAGCUGCUGAGGAGAAAACAACACCUGAAAAAGAAGAUGGAAUUAAAUAUGUUCCACCGCCAGAAGAUAUGCCAGUUUCGGAAGACCAAGAGCAAACUACAGCUAACCCAGAAGAAAGUGGAGCCCACGAAACGCGAUCACCAGGUGUUGAUGAUCCUAAAAGAGCAGAUUCCGUGAGCAAACCAAAUGAGAAAGAUGUUCGCAAAAAACGGAGUGCAGUAGACUCAGAACCUGCUCCCCAAGAACAUGCAAGUGGUGAAGAGCAAGCCGCCAAGUCUGGAGAAAGUAACGACGAACCCAAGUCUGAAGAUGCGGCACCUGAGGGUGAUCCCAAGAAAGGAGGCGUUCGCAAACGCUCAACGGAAAACGAGACGCAUCAUACUGAAGAGAAAGAUGUUGGUAUCGAUAAGUCUUUUCAGAAGGAUGCUGCUAAUCGGUCUGCAGGACAAGACGAUGAGGCUCAGGCAAAAUUAGCUGCAUCUGAGCCAAAAGUACCUGAGGGCGAUGAGACUUCUACUCAAGGCGAUGAAGCCUCCGCUACAACUGAAGCAAGCACUGAAGAGAGCGUAACCGUAUCAGAAGUUCCUAAGGAAAAGCGUUCAGCAGAACAAGAUGAUGUCAAUGGCGAUGAUCCAGAAACGACUACUGAAUCAAAGAAGGAAUAUGCUCGUAGGCGACGAUCCGCUGAAGAUGAUCAGACCUCCACACUUUCUGAUGAAAGUGCUACAUCAGCUCCCAAACAAAACCGAUCUCCAGAAACUUACCAGGAUCCCGAAAAAGAUUCUUCUGAAUCUACUGUAGAGCCAGAGAAAGAAAGUAGGCGUAGGAGACGCUAUUCCGAAGAUCAAGAAGACCCCACAGACAGCAAAGCGGGCUCUGAAGAUGAAAGUGGGUCUGUGACAUCAGUUCCUAAGGAAAAACGAUUUGCUGAACACCAAGAGCCUCAUGACGAUGUCAAAGAAGAUGCUCCCGAAUCUUCUACGACUGAACCAGCGGCACCCGAAACAAAGAAAGAAGAAACUCAUACAAGACAAGCUGUUCAAGAGGAUCUACAAGCUUCUGAAGGUGCAGCUACAACAUUGGUCCCUAAAGAGAAACGUUCCGCAGAAAAUGAAGAUGUUCCCGAGACGUCUACCCCCGAAGCAAUGGAAGGAUCAACGAAAAAAUGUGUUCGUAGAAGGCGAGAUGCUGCUGAUAAGGAAUCUUCUAUUUCUCCAAGCUCUGAUAAGGAUGCGCUUACUUCAGCACCCAAAGACGAGCAGUUCACCGAACACGAAGAUACUCACGAAGCAGCCGGGAAAAAUGCUCCGCGACAGGAUACGGACGAUGGCGAGAAUGUAGAGUUAGGCAAAGGAAGUACCAAUGAGGAGGAUUCUACGAAGCCUAUCGAGAAGAAGGCGAGACGAGCCGCUCAGGACAGCAGUGAAGAACAGGUAUUUUUAUGACUAUAUUCUUCGAAUAGUCAAGCGAAUUAAGAUCAAGUGUAAAGGUAUUCCCGGGAUAUUAAGCUACAGCCUAACUCUGCCAUGUACAAAAUACUGCUUUUAAGAGGUUUAAAUUAAAUUAAAGGGCUAGGAUGUGAUCCGUUGUUGAAUCAAGUAAUGGCGAUUUACAGGUUAAACAUGUGUCAUUUAUACAGGCCAGUACAAAACUAAUCUAGCGUGAGUUAGGUUCUUAAGUGUACAAUUUCGUGUUUCCAGGCUAUAAAACAAUUUGAAGUUAGCUAUAGCAGAUACAUGUUUUUGCUUAAUGCAAUUCUAAUAAUAUUUAAUGCUCUCAAGGUGCUAUAUGCUGAGGACACCAAGACAGGUGGAGACAGAAAACGUUCUCCAAUGUAUAAUGUAGAGGCUCUGGAGACGGAAGGGCCUUGUUGCAAAGGAAUGCAUGAUUUUCGUAAUAGACGUACACAAAAAGAUUUAACACGUAGGCGUAGAAGCUUCGAAAUGUUUAAGAAACCUGUUGAGGUAAUUGGAAGUGGAUUCAGUUGGAUUAAGGAAAAGUUAACCCCGAAAAGGUAAAAAUAACUCUUUGCAUAAUAGUGACAUGGUUUUUGGGUUGACUAUUGUUUCGUCAAAUCUGCAUUUUGCACCCAAAGGUAUAGUGUUUGAUAUACAGCGUUUUCAUUUUAAAACUUCUCACCAAGGAAUUAUUGAAAACCGCUGAUUGAAAUAAAAAACGCCUAGACAUCUCAAAAGAUUUGUCAAGGGGGACAACUUUUUAACCAAAAACUGCUUCACUUCCUUUCACCCUCUGCUCCCCAGGGUCAUCCCCUUACAAUUUUUAAUGACAUGAGGUCCCGCUAAUAGCUCCUUUGCACGAACUGUCAAAGACCUUCAUUUUGCCGUUUGAUUUUUUGAAAUCGGACUAUUUUCACUUUUUAUUUAAGUGUUUAAAAUGUUGCCUAGUAUUGGCCAAAUAAUGAUAUAGGCGAUGUUCAAAUUCCUGACGGGCAGCAUUU